Molecule: messenger RNA, 393 nt
Organism: Colletotrichum truncatum
Lineage: Eukaryota; Fungi; Ascomycota; Sordariomycetes; Glomerellales; Glomerellaceae
Source: RefSeq, a predicted model, not a curated record
AUGUGCGGCGGACAGGACUUAUCCAACAAAUUCAUACAGGAGGAGACGAGCUGGGUUCAGUUCUCUCCGAAUUUACCCCUACAGUUUCAAUCAGAUUGGAACAAGUCCCAGCCUCUCCAACACACUGACAACCUUGCUAUCGAUCCAAAAUUGUAUGACUGUGGCUCUGGGACAGAUUGUGAGAACGAUAUUGAAGAACACUUUUCCGACGGUUAUCCUCCCAACGACUGCACCCUUCAAACCAGUUGGACACACCCAACGUUUCUCCUGCCCUCAAGCGAUGCUCACUAUGUGAACCAAUAUCCCACCUUUCAUGGAAGAACUUGUACACUGGGUGUUGAAUGUCCAUACUGGACUGCCGCCGUAUACUAUGUUGCGUUUUUAGAUACUUAG